Molecule: messenger RNA, 658 nt
Organism: Oryza brachyantha (malo sina)
Lineage: Eukaryota; Viridiplantae; Streptophyta; Magnoliopsida; Poales; Poaceae
Exons: 2
Coding region: 130-366 (78 amino acids)
Source: RefSeq, a predicted model, not a curated record
GACGACACGUGGCGCGUACGGGCACGACACGUGGCGGUCGAAUCCUUUGUAGCUGCUGCUUCGGUACGCUUCUAAUCUAACUUCAUACCCCCAUCCAGCAGCAGGUAGCAGGAGCAGAGGAAGAAGACGAUGGAGGGCAACGGGAAGGAGACGACGGCGAUGUCCAGGGCCCCGAGGGACGCGGCGGCGGCCGGAGUCUCCGUGCGCGAGUCGCUGCAGCACGCCUGGGCCUCCUUCCUUGGCCUGGUGAGGAAGGUGACGGCGAGGAGCGAGGAGGAGGCGGCGGAGGCGGACAUGCGGGCGGCCAAGAUGCAGGUGGAGGCCACCGACGAGGCGGAGGCCAAGAAGAAGCAGCUCGCGGACUGACGACCGCACGGCAGCUCCGCUCUCCUGCCUGCUCUUGCUUUUAAUUAACCUUAGCCUGUAAUAAUACCAUCUGAAACAGGCUAAUAACAUGUAGUACCAACAUGAUGAUGUUAGUGUGUCGCUCGGUUUCUAUGUAAGCACUGUAACUGGAAUGUCAGACUCUAGGUUCAGCUUCAUGAGCUAAUUGCUUGCAAGUAUGAAUCCGGUUCAGCAUGCAGUCAUACAGACUGAAACUGCACCUGAUAUUGAUGAAUAAACACGGUUUCUGAUGCGUACCUUUGAGCAAGAAAAC